Molecule: messenger RNA, 7035 nt
Organism: Hyla sarda
Lineage: Eukaryota; Metazoa; Chordata; Amphibia; Anura; Hylidae
Product: cullin-4B-like
Exons: 21
Coding region: 234-2981 (915 amino acids)
Biological process (GO): ubiquitin-dependent protein catabolic process; DNA damage response; protein ubiquitination
Cellular component (GO): Cul4B-RING E3 ubiquitin ligase complex
Molecular function (GO): ubiquitin protein ligase binding
Source: RefSeq, a predicted model, not a curated record
GAGAAAUGGUUUAUUGGUCAUAGUCAUCUAUAAGACAAUGCGCGAAUAAGAAACCAACUUCAGUGAAUAAGAAACCAAGUUCAGCCUCGUUAUUUCUUCCUGACAUAUCCUGAGUGAGUCACGUGAUAUUUCUCAUACAUCCGAUAGACGACGUGACGCACUCUCCGUCUUCCGAGGAAUACCGCAGGCAGUGUGCACUUGCCGGGUGACGGCAGAAGGUGUCCAGCACGCGGAUGACCUCACGUCACAUGCUCCCACCAAUCAGAGCUUCAGUCAGCGCAGUGACGUCAUACCUUCAGCAGAGGCUCCGCCCCCACCCCGUUCGCCAGUGUCCCUGUUCUCUCCCUCCCAGGUCUCCAAAGCUCCCCGCCGGGACCAAUCAGAUCGGCAGCUCGGCGAGGGAAAGGCGACGGAUGAGGCCCGCACGGUCGGGCAUUAUGAAAGACCUCGCCGCCAGCCCUUCCGGUUUAUCGUCCCCCAACCCUCCAGCUCAGGAGGUCAAGGCAGAGGGAAACAGCAAGAAGAGAAAGCUCACCAACAGCAGCAGUAGCGGGGCUGACAGGGACGACUUCGACCCCAUCUCCCCGCCCAAGAACUCCAACCACAUCCAGAAGAAGCUGAGGUUUGAGGACACUCUGGACUUUCUAGGACUCGAUGUGAAGAUGGCUGAGGAGUCCCCCUCCUCCUCCUCCUCGUCUACCCCCCAGCCCCUGCGGAGUAAGAACCUGCUCAUCUCUCCGGUGGGCGCAGGGCAUCACGCCAACGGGCUCACCAAAGCCUCUCCUGUCUCCAGCUUCGCCAACAACAAGCCGGGCUCUGCCAAGAAGUUAGUCAUCAAGAACUUUAAAGAAAAACCAAAACUGCCUGAAAACUACACUGAUGAAACCUGGCAGAAGCUGAAAGAAGCAGUCGAUGCCAUUGAAAAUAGCACUUCAAUAAAAUACAACUUAGAAGAAUUAUACCAGGCUGUUGAAAACCUUUGCUCUUAUAAAAUUUCUGCAAACCUCUACAAACAAUUGAGACAGAUAUGUGAAGACCACAUCAAAGCACAAAUCCAUCAGUUCAGAGAAGAUUCUUUGGAUAGUGUUCUCUUCCUAAAGAAAAUAGACAAAUGUUGGCAGGAUCAUUGCAGACAAAUGAUAAUGAUUAGAAGUAUUUUCCUAUUUCUGGAUCGUACCUAUGUUCUUCAGAAUUCCAUGCUGCCUUCUAUAUGGGACAUGGGUCUAGAACUAUUUAGAACUCACAUAAUAAGUGAUCAAAAAGUUCAGAACAAGACGAUUGAUGGCAUCCUACUAUUAAUUGAGAGAGAGAGGAAUGGAGAAGCCAUUGACAGGAGUCUGUUAAGAAGUCUUCUUAGUAUGCUUUCUGACCUACAAAUUUACCAAGAUUCAUUUGAGCACAGAUUCUUAGAAGAAACAAAUCGUCUGUACGCUGCUGAAGGCCAAAGGCUCAUGCAAGAAAGAGAGGUCCCAGAGUAUCUUCAUCAUGUAAACAAACGCUUAGAAGAAGAAGCAGAUCGUGUUAUUACAUAUUUGGAUCAAAGCACACAGAAACCUUUAAUUGCCACAGUUGAAAAGCAACUUCUUGGUGAACACUUAACUACAACUCUCCAGAAAGGUUUGAAUCACCUUCUGGAUGAAAACAGAAUCCAAGACCUCUCCUUGCUUUAUCAGUUGUUUAGCAGAGUCCGAGGUGGAGUGCAGGUUCUUCUGCAGCACUGGAUUGAGUACAUAAAGGCAUUUGGAAGCACCAUAGUGAUAAAUCCAGAAAAAGAUAGAACUAUGGUACAAGAACUGCUGGACUUCAAAGACAAAGUUGACCACGUAAUCGAUGUGUGUUUUAUGAAGAAUGAGAAGUUUGUCAAUGCCAUGAAAGAAGCAUUUGAAACUUUUAUCAACAAGAGACCAAACAAGCCAGCAGAACUUAUUGCAAAAUAUGUGGAUUCUAAAUUACGAACUGGAAACAAAGAAGCAACAGAUGAGGAGUUGGAGAAAAUGCUGGAUAAGAUUAUGAUCAUCUUUAGGUUUAUUUACGGAAAAGAUGUCUUUGAGGCCUUCUACAAAAAGGACUUGGCCAAGAGGCUCUUGGUGGGGAAAAGUGCUUCUGUGGAUGCUGAAAAGUCUAUGCUUUCCAAGCUCAAACAUGAAUGUGGAGCUGCUUUUACUAGCAAACUUGAAGGAAUGUUUAAAGACAUGGAGUUGUCUAAAGACAUAAUGGUUCACUUUAAACAGUAUAUGCAGAAUCAGAAUGUACCGGGUAACAUGGAGUUAACUGUGAAUAUCUUAACAAUGGGUUACUGGCCAACCUACGUGCCUAUGGAAGUUCACCUACCUCCUGAGAUGGUAAAACUGCAAGAAAUAUUCAAAACAUUUUACCUUGGAAAGCACAGUGGUAGGAAGUUACAGUGGCAGUCCACAUUAGGGCAGUGCGUCUUAAAAGCAGAAUUCAAUGAGGGUAGAAAAGAAUUACAAGUUUCGCUUUUCCAAACACUGGUUCUGCUCAUGUUUAAUGAGGGUGAGGAGUUUAGUUUUGAAGACAUAAGGCAGGCCACUGGUAUAGAGGAUAGUGAAUUAAGAAGAACCCUUCAGUCAUUGGCCUGUGGGCGAGCCAGAGUUCUUACCAAGAAUCCAAGGAGUAAAGAUGUAGAUGAUGGAGACAAGUUCACAUUCAAUGAUGACUUCAAGCAUCAGCUUUUCAGGAUAAGGAUUAAUCAGAUUCAGAUGAAAGAAACGGUGGAGGAACAAGCCAGCACUACAGAGCGAGUCUUUCAGGACCGGCAGUACCAAAUUGAUGCAGCCAUUGUUCGAAUCAUGAAGAUGAGGAAAACACUUAGCCACAAUCUUUUGGUGUCAGAGGUGUACAACCAGCUUAAAUUCCCAGUGAAGCCUGCAGAUCUCAAGAAAAGAAUAGAAUCCUUAAUAGACAGGGACUACAUGGAAAGAGACAAAGAGAAUCCCAACCAGUACAAUUAUGUUGCAUAAUAAGAAAUGUUGCAGCCUUUGUCUUGAUGGGCCCCUAGCGGAUAAUAAAAUAGCUUGAUCCCAUUAACUUGUUAAACCAUUGAUAACUGAAUCCUGCAUAAAGAAGACUUGAGCAGAUUAUUAUUUUUUUUGCAAUUUGAAAAACCUCUUUUUAAAGAUUACACUCGAUAAGAAUGCUGUUGAACUCUUUUGCAUGUUCUUUAGAAUGAUGUGUCCUGGGUAUUCCCUGGGUUGUAAUCUGCUGGACACGCUGAAGAUUACAUGGCCAUAUUCCAUCAUUUUUCAUCUCCUCAUAAAGCUAAAUGGGAAAUCGACAUGGUAUCAUCUGAUCAUUGAAUCUGCAUUCAAGCAAGCAAAAGUUGUGUGCAAAAAAGGCUUGCUGAAGCCCCAGUGAGUAAAGCCUGACCUGGAUAUCUGACUUUUUAUUUUUUUUUACCACUUCAAAAACAAAAGCCUAAACAUGUUCCUGUAACGUCAUCUUUUCAUGUGAGCCUAAGUGCUAGCUUGUACUGUAAACUCUCCUAUGUGUGUGUACCAAGCUAAGAUGUAUAGGAAGAAUCAUUGUACAUUUUCUUUGGGCUGAACAUGUUGUGAUCUAGGUGAUUGUACGGUGGAGGCUUGUUUUGUUUUGAGUGAAGAAUGACUUCAGCCUACAAAUUUGGCUGGACUUUACAAAAUCCCACACUAACUUCCUGUCUGUGCAGGAUUUCAUGGAGAGAAGUCUGCAACCAAGUGAUCAGUCACAGCAUUUAUGUAGUGGCUUCCUACAAUACAUGCCCAAUUCAAUUGGCUUUUUAAUUGGCCUUUGACUGGUUUGGUGUUGGGCGCGUGGAUUGUAUGCAAUGUGAAUUCACUUAAGGGGUUUGUGAAUUUUGUGCCUUUUUAUCAGAGACUCCAAUUGAAUUUAUUGCUAAAAGUGUAUGUCUUUAGGAAAAAAAAUAGGUAUAUAUAUAUAUAUAUAUAUAUAUAAUAUUUUUUUUUAUACAGGGUAGAUAUUUUUUAAUUUUUUUUUCUUUUUAAAUUUUCAUUUUACAAAUCCAGGAUAGAAGAUAGAUUUCCUCCUAAUUAUUGUGCUGCAGAAGCACUUCCACAUGCAGCCAUUUACAUUCUUAUUUGAAUUUGCCUCCACCUAUCAGCUUGUUCUCUAGCCAGGUCUGAACAGUUCCUGAGUUUUAUUCCCUGAGCAGUAUCCUUGGUUUUCUUAAGAUGUUCUCGGUUGCCUGAGCACCUUGUAGUAGUUGGAGUGGUACUUAGAACUCAGUAAUGACCUUGUAAACAUCUAGAACCUCUGUCAGUGUUCCUUCAAAUAUUGGCAAAUGAACCCUAAAUCUAAUGGCUGUAUUAGAAUAGUCUACAGUAUUUGUUGCUGGGCUUUAAUGUGAUGCAUCUUUUCAUGCUGGAGGAAGGAAUAGUGUUCAACUGAAAGUGCAGAAAAAUCACAGCUUUAGCUCCUAUGUACCCAGUGUAAGGAAUCUCUUUUAACAUGCUCACACCUGAAUGUUCACAACCAUUUCUAUUAUUCCAGUGCAUCUAAAAUAAAGCAAAUAUAUACUUAAUUUGAUGUUUAGUAUCUACAGCUCCUAUGCAUGUCUGUGUAACUAUGGCGACAGACUACAAACAACCUGUGUAGUCUGCUCUUGCAGUACUUCUUAACCUACUAACUGUAUAUAAGCAAGCAGUAGAAAGCAGAUACAGGAAUUUGACUCAAAUUGAAGAGUUUUAUCUGUUACCAUGGAGACAGUAAUCUACAUAUGAGCUGUAGACACAAGAGGAAAGUGAACAAGAAGUCAGAUGUUGUAAAUGUUGCCUUCCUACUAAGUUCUGCAACAUUAGAAACCCAAAGCAUGCAAUUCUCUAAGCUGUGGAUCUAAUCUGCUAUUCUCAGUGAGCACUCACCUUCACUUGACUACAAGGAAAGUCUUUGUUUUUAAGAUGAUUUGAGAUGAUUCUUGUCCACUGGAGCCUUCUUUUUUCAUACCCUUAAAGGGGUACUCUGGGGAAAUAAGACUAUCCCCUCUCCACAGGAUACGGGAUUAGUUUCUGAUCGCAGGGUUCAAACAUUAAGGCUCCUGUGAUCUCUUGUAUGGGGGCUGGCUACUCACUCGACCAUGGCGUGUUCCAGCCCCCACCAGUGACAGCCCACUCAUCAAAUCACUGGUUCAGCCAGACCUACAAUGAUUAGAAACUUAUCCCUUAUGCUCUGAAUGGGGUAUUCGAUGAAGAGAAAAAAAAAAUGUUUUUCAUAUCAACUAGCUCCAGUAAGUUACAGAUUUGUAAAUAACUUCUAUUAAAAAAUCUUAAUCCUACCAGUACUUAUCAGCUGCUGAAGUUGAGUUGUCCUUUUCGGUCUGACAACAGUGCUCUCUGCGGACUUCUGUCUCACGAACUGACCAGAGAAGGAUAGGUUUGCUAUGGGUAUUUGCUGCUACUCUGGACCGUUCCUGAGACAGAGGUGUCAGCAGAGAGCACUGUCAGACAGAAAAGAACUUAAUCCUACCAGUACUUAUCAGCUGCUGAAGUUGAGUUGUCCUUUUCGGUCUGACAACAGUGCUCUCUGCGGACUUCUGUCUCACGAACUGACCAGAGAAGGAUAGGUUUGCUAUGGGUAUUUGCUGCUACUCUGGACCGUUCCUGAGACAGAGGUGUCAGCAGAGAGCACUGUCAGACAGAAAAGAACUUAAUCCUACCAGUACUUAUCAGCUGCUGAAGUUGAGUUGUCCUUUUCGGUCUGACAACAGUGCUCUCUGCGGACUUCUGUCUCACGAACUGACCAGAGAAGGAUAGGUUUGCUAUGGGUAUUUGCUGCUACUCUGGACCGUUCCUGAGACAGAGGUGUCAGCAGAGAGCACUGUCAGACAGAAAAGAACAACUUAAUCCUACCAGUACUUAUCAGCUGCUGAAGUUAAGAUUUUUUUAAUAGAAGUAAUUUACAAAUCGGUUUAACUUUCUGGAGCCAGUUUAUAUGAAAAAAAAAAUUUCUUCAUGGAAUACCCUGGUUUAUUUCCCUGGUGUACCCCUUUAAAAUAAAUGACUUUUCUCUGCUAUUGUUUUUUUAAAACCCUUGACAGCUCAGAGUUCUUCCUCCAUAAUGUAUCUUGAUUUGUACUUGAAUGUAGCGUGCAUUAAAUGCAAUUGCUGGUAAUAAUUGCCAAGCUUGCAUUAAUCUCUCUGCUUUCCUCUUACAAAUGCUGUUAAUUUUUUUUAUUUUCUGUGGAGCUUUUCUUCUUUUUAACUUAUUUACUGAUAACUAUCUGCAUUAUUUUCCUCUUAAAGAACCAGGCAUUGUUACUGUUUGGGGAAACUGAAAUAUACAGUUAUUUUUUGUGUAGAUGUCGCAAAUGUGCCAAAAAGUGCAUCAAGUUAUCAGUCACAACUAAAAAAUGUUUGUUUUACAAUGCAGAUUGUUUUACAGAGAUCUAAUCCUGUCACCUCCUUUUGGAACAUUUAGGUUUUAAGUUUUUAAGUAUAACAUGUAUAUAGAACAUGAUUUUCUCUUUCAAGCGUUUAGAGGCAAUCACAGCUUUAAGCAUAUUGUAGCUGCAAAGUUAGGAACAGAUGUGCCAGACAUGGGCAACAAGCGAACCCCAGUAAAAUGUCACCACCUUUCCGCAGAUGUCUGUACAGCUGGCUCUUCUCUUACGGACUUGUAGAGAAGGCUUCAAGUAUAAUGUGCACACCUCACCUGCUGAAGAGUACAGCAGCAUUCAGAAAUGUAAUUUACCUUUUUAUUUUACUGUUUUCCAAAUGAGGAGUUAACAUGCCUCCUUUUUUUUAUUAUUGUUUGGGGAGCAUAUUCACUAAAUUGUAGAUUUCGGAAAUUGUAUCUGUUCACUUUAUUAAUGCUCAAUGCAAAUGAAAAGGAAUGUGAGCUCAUCGCAUCCUUUUAAGGCAGAGGUUGAAACCUUUUUAAUGUUUCAUAAAACAAAUGUGACAAGGGUACAAGGUCAAGUUGAUGAUAAAUAAUGUAAAUAUGUGUCCCUUCAAAGAAGAGUGAGUCUGUAUCUAGGUAUUUUGUGUCAUUUAAUAAAUAUUAAGCAGUUUUGUGUUGCUAAAA